CGUAGGGAACGGAACAUGGCGGAGGGAAGACAGUGAGCAGCCCCGAGCCCCGAGCCCCGCACCCCGGCCCCGAGUCCGCCGCAGCUCACCCUUUCGCCUGCCUUCUCCAAGGAGACGCUGCCCCUGUUCGGAGGCCGGGGCUGGCGGUAAGAUGUGGACACUCCAGGAAGGGCUCCCUGAGCACCGUCUGCCAGGCCGAGGCAGCAGGAGCGAUUCUCUCCACCGGCCAGAUGGUGGGACGGACGUCCAGGACGGCUAACUGACUGGCCGAGGCUGCCCCUUGGGAGCCGAGGUGGGGGCAGGAGCCGGAGCCCGGCCCGCGUGUGGCUCAGCACCCCAGACCAUGCUGCCUGGCGCACUGGACUGGAGAGAUGGGAGAAAGCCCAGGUUUGGCCGCCCCGCCCAGCCCGCAGCCCCCUACCAAGAAGCCGCUGACCUCUACGAGCUGGGUCAUUUUACUUGGGAUCAAUAUCUCCGUGAGACCUGUGCAGUUCCCGCCCCUUCCCACUGCUUCAGGCAGGCCUUCGCGCCCCCCAGCAACGAGUUCCAGAUCAGCAUGAAGCUAGAGGCCCAGGACCCUCGCAAUACCACAUCCACCUGCAUUGCCUCUGUGGUGGGGCUGACGGGUGCCCGCCUGCGCUUGCGCCUGGAUGGCAGUGACAACAAGAAUGACUUCUGGCGGCUGGUGGACUCAGCCGAGAUCCAGCCCAUCGGCAACUGCGAGAAGAACGGGGGCAUGCUGCAGCCCCCACUGGGGUUUCGGCUCAAUGCCUCCUCCUGGCCCAUGUUCCUGCUGAAGACGCUGAACGGAGCGGAGGUGGCGCCAGUCCGGAUCUUCCACAAGGAGCCCCCUUCGCCGUCCCACAACUUCUUCAGGACAGGGAUGAAACUGGAGGCCGUGGACAGGAAGAACCCGCAUUUCAUCUGCCCGGCAACCAUCGGCGAGGUGCGAGGGGCCGAGGUGCUUGUGACGUUUGACGGCUGGCGCGGUGCCUUUGAUUACUGGUGCCGCUACGACUCUCGGGACAUCUUCCCCGUCGGCUGGUGCUCGCUGACUGGAGACAACCUGCAGCCCCCUGGCAGCAAAGUCGUGAUUCCCAAGACCCCCGUUCUCGCCGCACGGGAUGCAGGUGCCCAGGAGCCCAGCCUCCAUGGUGGUGCCAAGCCGGGCCCAGGGCCGCAGGGCGCGCUGCAAGCAGGGUCCCGGGGGCGCAGGUCGGGGAGGAGGCGUGGCCGACGCACGCCCAAGACCCUGAUCCACCCCCCCGCCCCUGCCCCUGCCCAGCCUGUGGAGCCACUGAAAUUCGCCAGGAAGCGGGGCCCCAAGCCAGGCAGUAGGCGGAAACCCCGGCCCAUGCUGGACCCGGUGCCCACGUCCCCGCCCACCAGCACACCAGAGCCGGACACCAGCACCGUGCCCCAGGCCGGCGCCACCAUCCCCAGCUCUGCCUUGCAGGCCCCCACAGUCUGUAUUUACCUGAACAAGAGCAGCAGCCCCGGCCCCCACCUGGACCGAAGGAAAGUCCAGCAGUUGCCCGACCACUUUGGGCCAGCCCGAGCUUCAGUGGUGCUGCAGCAGGCAGUGCAGGCCUGUGUCGACUGUGCCCAUCACCAGAAAACCGUCUUCAGCUUCCUCAAGCAAGGCCACGGUGGAGAGGUCAUCUCAGCCGUGUUUGAGCGGGCCCGACACACCGUGACCCUGCCGGCAGCCAGCAGCGUCACCUACGUCCUGCGCUUCCUGGAGAAGCUGUGCCGCAGCCUCCGCUCUGGAAACCUCUUUGGCCACCAGCCCUUCAGCCGCGGCCCCCCUCCCCGGCCCCCCGAAUACGGCCCCGACAGGUACCUACCAGGUGAGUCCUGCGUCCUGGAGCCCAUGGAUGGGGCCCUGGACGCCGUCCAUGCCUCCAGCCCCGGCCGGCACUCCCGGACCUUCCGAACACCGGGGCACCGACCUUCGCAUCCGCCGUCCAGCCUCUCUCACGGCCUGCGCCGGCCCUGCCCCGGUGGGCCCGACAGGUACCUGGGGUCCCGGGGUCAGCUGCGCCCGGGCAGCAGGGAGCCGUCCACCUGGACCGUCGAGGACGUGAUGCAGUUCGUCCGGGAAGCAGACCCACAGCUCGGCCCCCACGCGGGCCUCUUCCGAAAACACGAGAUCGACGGGAAGGCUCUGCUCCUGCUGCGCAGCGACAUGAUGAUGAAGUACAUGGGCCUCAAACUGGGGCCCGCCCUCAAGCUCGGAUACCACAUCGACCGGCUGCGGCCCGGCAAGCCCUGAGAACCGGAGGACGGGCGCCCGGCCGGGGCAGAGCACGGACACGAUCGCCCCCCGUGCGACCCCAGCCCCUCCACCGCCCACCCUUCUGUGAAGGAACCUGGAGGGGCCUGGGGCAGUGGCCUGCUUGGCCCCCGCUGCGAAACAAGCACAGCCUGGCACGAGGAAGCCGCGCUCUCUGGGCUGCCCUGCCCCUUUGCCCGAACGGGGACGGGGAGACCGCACUGCCCGGGUCUCUGGUGUGACCAGAGCGGGCAGAGAGUGGCUGCCCUGAUGGGCACCGGGAUUAUUCAUUCAGUCGUAUUUAUUGAGCGCUUACUGUGUGCAGAGCACUGUACUACUACUACUAAUAAUAAC
Molecule: messenger RNA, 2629 nt
Organism: Tachyglossus aculeatus (Australian echidna)
Lineage: Eukaryota; Metazoa; Chordata; Mammalia; Monotremata; Tachyglossidae
Gene: SCMH1
Product: Scm polycomb group protein homolog 1
Exons: 16
Coding region: 344-2275 (643 amino acids)
Biological process (GO): regulation of DNA-templated transcription
Cellular component (GO): nucleus
Molecular function (GO): protein binding
Source: RefSeq, a predicted model, not a curated record